CUGUCAGCUGGAAAGUGUAUAAAAGGAUGGAUUGAGCAUCCCCUGAGUGCUCCACUGGAAUUCUCACCAGCAGACAGCACCAUGUCUGACCAGAACGUCCGCAACGCUGGAUUCACUCCUUCUGGGAUCGCAGCAGGAUCCCUUGCUUCAUCAAUGAUGUCCCACGAAGCGAGAUCCUCUGGGGGAGGUGUGCCUUCUGGAGGCUCCACUUCUACUCUCCAGGGAAUGGGUGCCAAGGGCACGACCCAUUCAUCAGGUUUUACCAGCAGUGGGAUCUCUGGUGGAUCCAAGGCCUCCAGCAUGAUGUCCAAGGAGGCCACAUCUUACGGAGGUGGAGUUCCCAGAGGUGGCACAACUUCCACUGUCCAGUCCAUCUCCAUGGGUGGAAAGGGAGGAAGACGCUGAACAGAAGAAAAACAUCAGCCCAGAAGUAAGCUCUGCAAGCAGUUCAGCCUUCACCAUCGGCUUUGACAACUUCUCCCCUUCACUGAUCUCCCUGUUAUGAAAGGCAAUCCCCAUGCACAAAUAAAGUUUCUGUUAAAAUGA
Corvus hawaiiensis (hawaiian crow) is the source of this 546-nucleotide messenger RNA. Its product is annotated as interferon alpha-inducible protein 6-like. The record is from RefSeq and is a predicted model, not a curated record. Gene Ontology annotation, biological process: apoptotic signaling pathway. Gene Ontology annotation, cellular component: mitochondrion; membrane. The transcript has 3 exons. Bases 82 to 405 code for a protein of 107 amino acids. NCBI's taxonomy places the organism in Eukaryota, Metazoa, Chordata, Aves, Passeriformes, Corvidae.